AUGCCCAAUGGGAGUCUAGACAAAUUCCUCUUUGAUAAAACAACAACAAAGACAACGCUGAGUUGGUGUCAAAGAUUCCGAAUCAUCAAAAGCAUCGCAGCCGUGUUAUUGUAUUUGCACGAAGAUUGGGAACAAGUUGUGGUUCAUAGGGACUUAAAGUCCAGUAAUGUCUUGUUAGCUAAGGAGCUAAAUGGAAGAUUAGGAGAUUUUGGGCUUGCAAGAUUAUAUGAUCAUGGAACUGAUACUCAAAUCACCCAUGUAGUAGGGACACUAGGUUAUCUUGCAUCAGAAGUUAGUAGGACUGGCAAAACAAACCCUAGUGUGGAUGUGGGGAGCAUCCUUGAUACAGUGGACACAAAAUUGGGGAUGAAUUAUGUAUUGGAGGAAAUGGAGCUGGUGUUAAAACUUGGAUUGCUUUGCUCCCACUCUAUUCCAACUGAAAGGCCUCAAAUGGCAGAAGUUAUGUGCUAUUUGAAGGGAGAAGUUCCUCUACCAAAGCUGAGAUUGCUAGGCCUACGAAUAGGUUUUGGCGAUGUCUCUAUUCACGAAUUCCUAUUUGCUGGAUUCGAUCCAAGUUUGGGUCUAAUUGACUAUUGUAGAUCUUUUAUUUUGAAGGGAGCCAAUUGGGGGAAAUUAUAUUCCUCCCCUCUUUAUAAGGAGGAUAAUUAUGGAAAGGAUCGAUGGGAUAUUCCUGGAGAUGCUAAUGUGGACAAAUGCUUGAGACAUGAUUCCUUGAUUUAUGGAGUUGAUUAUGAAGACACAUUGGAGGCUAACCUAUCCAAGCAAGUUGCUCAAUCGGCCUAUUUCAAAAACCAAGCUACAGUGAAUAAGGAACCUUCUUAUAUAUCUUCAAUUGCCAUUGCUCUUCCUCUUUCAUCAAAACAAUGUGGAGAAACCAUUCCCAAAAAAUAUUCGGCUUAUUUCAAGGGAGCUGAGGACAUUGUAGAUUCUGUUAGCGAGGAGGUGACCAAUCAAGAUUAG
Macadamia integrifolia is the source of this 981-nucleotide messenger RNA. RefSeq names its product L-type lectin-domain containing receptor kinase IV.2-like. Gene Ontology annotation, molecular function: ATP binding; protein tyrosine kinase activity. Gene Ontology annotation, biological process: protein phosphorylation. Lineage: Eukaryota; Viridiplantae; Streptophyta; Magnoliopsida; Proteales; Proteaceae. The transcript is spliced from 3 exons. Bases 1 to 981 code for a protein of 326 amino acids. Gene Ontology annotation, cellular component: plasma membrane. The record is from RefSeq and is a predicted model, not a curated record.